Paramacrobiotus metropolitanus is the source of this 2399-nucleotide messenger RNA. Its product is annotated as actin-interacting protein 1-like. The record is from RefSeq and is a predicted model, not a curated record. Gene Ontology annotation, biological process: actin filament depolymerization; locomotion; positive regulation of actin filament depolymerization. Lineage: Eukaryota; Metazoa; Tardigrada; Eutardigrada; Parachela; Macrobiotidae. Gene Ontology annotation, molecular function: actin filament binding. Gene Ontology annotation, cellular component: cortical actin cytoskeleton.
GUCCUCUGCACUUCUGCAUAAACAUUCAUGCAGCAGCGUUUGGCUAUUUUUGGCCAGCACUGAACAGCAGUCGCCCAGCGUCAAUCGUCGACAGCGUUGUUUAUCAUCCAUUUCUCCACAAACAACAUCUUCUCCAUCGAUCCCCUCCGUUUCUCCUCAAUAUCUCCUUAAAAAUUGUGUGCAGCUGCUUGAUUAGUCUGCGAGGCAGAUCAGAAAUCCUUGAGUGAAUAUUAUUAUUCCUAGCAUGUCUUCUUGCAAAUCCCGGAGUAUUUACGCCGCGACACCGCGCACCCAACGCGGUCUGCCCGUGGUUUUCGGUGGGGAUCCCAAGGGGAAGAAUUUCCUCUACGCUAACGGCAACAGCGUCAUCAUUCGGGAUAUCGCGAAUCCAGCGAUCUGUGAUGUGUACACGGAGCACUCAACUAUCGUUAAUUGCGCCAAGUACUCACCCAGUGGAUUCUACAUUGCCUCCGCAGACAACGCUGGAAAAGUGCGCAUCUGGGACACCACCCAGAAAGAGCAUCUGCUGAAGAACGAAUUCCAGCCCUUCGGCGGUCCUAUCAAGGAUCUGGCCUGGUCCCCCGACAGCCAGCGCAUCGCCGUGGGCGGGGAGGGCCGCGAGCGCUUCGGGCACGUGUUCAUGGCGGACACGGGCACCUCCGGGGAGAUCGCCGGCCAGAGCAAGCCCAUCAACUCCAUCGACUUCCGCCCGGCGCGGCCCUUCCGCGUCAUCACCGGCUCGGAGGACACCUCCGUCGGCCACUUCCAGGGGCCGCCCUUCAAGUUCGACAAGACGCUGAAUGAUCAUACCAACUUUGUCAACUGCGUGAGGUACUCACCGAAUGGUGAGAAAUUCGCCAGCGGUGGUGCUGAUGGGAAGAUUGUGAUCUACGACGGGAAAGAAGCGACAAAACUGUUGGAGCUGGGUGGCGAGAACAAAGCCCAUGCGGGUGGCGUUUACGCGGUGUGCUUCAGUCCGGACAACACUCAGCUGAUUUCGGCGUCGGGCGACAAGAGCUGCAAGCUGUGGGAUGUGUCGACGGGGCAGGUGGUGCAGGAGUACCGUUUCGGGGAGGAUCUGGAGAGUAUGCAGCUGGGAUGUCUCUGGCAGGGAGCGCAUAUUCUCUCCGUCUCGCUGGCUGGGUUUCUCUACUACCUCGAUAAGAACGAUGCCAGUAAACCGUUGCGAAUUAUUAAGGGGCACAAUAAAUCGGUUACCUCGUUGGCGGUGGACAAGCGGAAGAAGCCAGCGGAGAUGUUUACGGGCAGCCACGAUGGAUCGAUCACAUACUGGAACGCGGACAACGGCGACAACGACCGUGUAGCCGGCGGGGAAUCUAAACCGCACGCCAGCCAAGUGCAGAGUCUGGCGCUGCUGGAGAACACCGAACCCGGCCAGCUGGUCAGCGUGGCCAUGGACGAUCUAGUCAAGCAUGCCGAUCUCCAGAAUCACGCCUUCACUGGCGCUGAUAUCAAACUGCCGUCGAUGCCCAAACACGUGUCCACCGCUGCCAAAGACGGUCUGGCCGCCGUGGCUUGCAUGAAGCACGUCCUGCUGGUGAAAGACCGGAAGAUCGUCUCCAGCCUGGAUGUGGGCUACGAGCCCAAUUGUGUGGCCGUCCAUCCGAACGGCAAGGAGAUUGCCGUCGGCGGAAAUACGGAUAACAAGUUACAUCUGUACACGCUGGAGAACGGGAAGCUUGUCCAGGAGAAGGAAUCGCUAAACCAUGGCGGCGCCGUUGCAGCGGUGGCGUAUUCCGCCGAUGGGCAGUACCUGGUGGCCGGCGAUGCCUACCGGAAGGUCAUCGUGUAUUCCCUACCCGAUCACCAGAAGAAGCACCAGACGGAAUGGGGCUUCCACACCGCCCGCGUCAACUGCGUGGCCUGGUCGCCCGACAGUAAAUUCGUCGUCAGCGGCAGUCUAGACACCAAUCUCAUCGUCUGGUACAUGGACGAUCCCCACAAACACGUCAUUGUCAAAGGCGCUCAUCCGAUGAGCCAGGUGAACGCGGUAGACUGGCUGGACAACCGCACCAUCGUCAGUGUGGGCCACGAUGGUCACGUCAAGAUUUGGAAUUUUACGCCCUAAAGCUGCCGAACACGGGAGGGUCAGUGUCCGUUCUGCACCAGUAGUGUGCCUUCAAUACCAAAAGCUUCCUUUCUAAUGCAUGUUGUCAUUGCUGUUUGCGGCGUACACACCGUGUCCAUCCGUGGGAAUUUUUAACAUUUUUGUUUUCGUGCUCCUGAGCAGAGAAGAAAAUUUGUGCGUCGCAGUAAUUUUAAGUUUCGUUUAGUAGUCUUACAGUUUUUUAUUCACUGUUUUUCUGAACGGUAGUAUAACAGGCGAGCGCAGGGAGCUCACAGAAGUCUUUUUUGACAAAUAAAGGGGGCAAAUACCG